This is a messenger RNA of Mangifera indica (mango), 1966 nucleotides long. RefSeq lists its product as uncharacterized. Gene Ontology annotation, biological process: regulation of DNA-templated transcription; chloroplast organization. Gene Ontology annotation, molecular function: double-stranded DNA binding. Lineage: Eukaryota; Viridiplantae; Streptophyta; Magnoliopsida; Sapindales; Anacardiaceae. Gene Ontology annotation, cellular component: chloroplast. The transcript has 2 exons. Bases 613 to 1824 code for a protein of 403 amino acids. The record is from RefSeq and is a predicted model, not a curated record.
UAAUUCACUCUUUACUCUUUUCAUAAUGGGCGCCAAACCUAUGCCCAAAUUUAAUUGCGAAAGUGACUUGGAUAGUCAGCAAUUUCUCUACUGGAAACGAAACGCAGCGUUUUAACUUCUCCUCCCGGGCUCUCUCUUCCCUAACCCCGCUUCUGCCGCCAAAACCCUAUCAGGAAGUGCAUCAAUUAGUGCGAGUCCAUCGCAAAGAUGAAGUCAGUCAUAGGUAGCGGUGCCGGUGAGGUGAGUCUGUGCUUUCCUUGUUUUAGUUAUGUCGGUUUUAACUCGUAGAGGCUGCAAUCACAAUUAUUCAUGUCAGAAAUCAAUAUAACGAGAGUUUGCGUUAAACUAUGGUUUUGCUGCUCUUGAAGGUAAAAAAGAGAGUUAAAACGUGCCCCCUUAUUUGAAGCUUCUCAAAUGAAUUAAAUUUGUAACUGGCUAGCCUUGUAUCCGAGAAUAUUUUCUUGGUGUAAUAGCACGAAUUGUUGCGUUCAUUUCCUCCUAACCCCAGUUGGCGGGAGUGUCUUCUUCUUGUCCUCUACAAGCUGGUGAGUGAAAUCUACAUACUGAACAAAACCUUGGAUACAUUGUUAUCAAUACUAUUCAACGAUUACGAUGUGUGGUUUUGUGUAUAGAAGGCUAGUAUAUGUACAAGUUUUGCCAAAUAUUUUUAGGUGUGUCGUGCAAACUAAUCAUGUGGAUUUGUGUUUGAGUUUGUUGCCCACUAGCAUCAGAUCAUUCUCAACGGAAAUCCAACAAGUUAAAAAGGAUUACUUAUUUACUGUGUCAUACCUCAUAAACUCAUGUGGGUUGUCCCCAGAAAAAGCAAAAUCUGUCUCCAAAAGAAUCAAAUUUCAAUCUGCUGAACAACCAGAUUCAGUCUUGAAAGCUCUAAGAAACCGUGGAUUUACAACUGCCCAUAUAACCAAACUUGUAGGAAUGCGCCCUACUUUACUUUUAGCCAAUCCAGAGAGGGCAAUUUUGCCUAAAUUUGAGUUUUUUAACUCUUUUGGGGUUACAGAUGCUGAGCUUGCGAGUGUUUGCUCUUCAACUCCAGCUAUUUUGGCUCAUAGUUUGGAAAAUCUACUCAUACCUAAUUAUAAAUUCCUGAAAAGUGUGCUUCUCUCUGACGAAAAUGUUAUUAAAUCUUUUAGAAAAAAAUCAUGGCUCUUUCAGCAAGAUCUGCAGAAGAAUGUGUCUCCAAAACUGACAGUCCUGAGAGAACUUGGAAUGCCUGAGCAAUUUGUGGCAUUGGUUUUAAAAUGUUAUGCCUCAAUAGUCAUCCAAAGCCGUGAGAAGUUUGACAAAAAUGUCAAGAAGGUGAUUGAAAUGGGUUUUGAUCCUCAUAAAUGUACGUUCAUCCAUGCGAUGCAGGUGUUUGCUUCAAUAAGUCAGUCAACUUGGGAACAGAAAUGGGACAUUUUCAGGGAAUGGAGGUGGUCUGAUGAUGACAUUAUGUUGGCGUUCAGAAAACACCCCAGUUGUAUGAAUGCCUCUGAAAGCAAAAUUGUGAAUGGAAUGGAUUUUCUUAUGAGCAAGAUGGGUUGGCAGUCCACAGAUAUUGCCUCGUAUCCGGAUGUUUUCAUAAUGAGUUUGGAGAAGAGGGUAAUACCAAGGUGUUUGGUUAUUAAAGUUCUACAGUCGAAGGGGUUGGUGAAAAAUCGUAUACGCAUUGGUUCAUUUCUAAGACCUGCAGAUAAGCUAUUCUUGGAUAGGUUUGUGACAAAGUACUUGGACCAGGUUCCUGAAUUGAUGAAUAUCUACCAGAGGAAGGAAGGCUUUCAGGCUCUUGAUAUGAAUUUCUAUGUUUCUUCCAGCAAACUGUAGCAUGUCAACUUUCCAAAUCUAGAUGAUUGUAUAAUCUCUAUUUGAUGGUCAUUAAAUUUUAGAGUUUUAGUUUAUCGAACAAUGUUGAUUUAUUUCAGUAGUUUUGGGAAUAUCAUUUGGUCAAUUUCCAAUUUGCACUUAA